CAUCCGUUGCGCUCACCACAAGAAUAAAAUCCCCUACCACGACAAGCAUCCAGUUGUUCACGUCACGACACUACCUUGACUACCCCAGUCUAUCCGCCCUCAGUUGCUCGCCAUGGAUUUCGUCAAUAGUCUCGAAGGCCGCCUGCUCUUUGCCGUCCCAAAGAAGGGCCGUCUCAACCACGCUACGCUUAACCUCCUUGAGGGCGCCGACAUCCAAUUCCGUCGCGAGAACCGCCUCGACAUCGCCCUUGUCAAGAACCUCCCAAUUGCCCUCAUCUUCCUCCCCGCCGCCGAUAUACCUACCUUUGUUGGCGAAGGCCGUGUCGACCUUGGCAUUACCGGAUGGGAUCAAGUCGAGGAGCACGAUGCUGGUGUCCGUGAAUACAACCACGCACGUCGGAGCUCUGUAGAUGUGGCGACCACUGGAGACAAAAUUGCCGGAAGUGAUAAGGUUAUGGAGCUGGGCUUCGGUGCCUGUAAGCUUCAGGUUCAAGUCCCUGAGAAGGGCCAGUAUGUCACAGCUAAGGACCUCAUCGGCUGUACCAUUGGCACUAGCUUUGUGAGCCUGGCAACAGAGUACUUUGCCCGGCUCGAGGCGGGCGAUGAUUCCCAGGGCGGCGUUUCCCCUCGGAAGAUGCGGACCAAGAUCAUUGAGUUGAGUGGCAGUGUCGAGGCCGCGUGCGCCUUGGGCGUUGCGGACGGCAUUGUCGAUCUGGUCGAAUCCGGUGAAACCAUGAGAGCCGCUGGUCUCAAAGCCAUUGAUACCGUCGUCGAUUCCCAGGCGGUGCUCAUCAAAUCGAAAUCGCCAUCUAAGCCUGAGCUGAUCGACCUCAUUACGUCGCGCAUCAAGGGUGUCAUCACUGCCCAGCGCUAUGUGCUCUGCCAGUAUAACAUCGAGCGAAAGUCGCUGGGCGAAGCGACUAAGAUCACCCCCGGUAAGCGGGCGGCGACGGUCACGACUCUUGAUGAGGAAGGUUGGGUUGCGGUGAGCUGCAUGGUGGAGAAGAAGAAGAUCGCUCUUGUCAUGGACGACCUCACUCGCAUCGGCGCCCAGGAUAUCUUGGUGCUCGAUAUUCACAACGCCCGAUAGGGUAUCUGCCAAAUGGCUGGCGUUUCGCGUGGACAUAUUGGCAUGGGAACUAGGGUGCUGGACAAAGAAAAUAAAGGAUAGAGUCAAAAGGAGGAAGCGGGCUGAGGAGGAGACGUUGAGUCGCUACGUGAUGGUGCCAUGGUAAUGAGGUAUCCCGUUAGAAGUUAGACAUGUUAAGUGAGGCUUUGCACGUUAGUUGCAGUGUUCGAAAUAAAACAUUGAAUAAACAACAGCAAAGGUGGAAUGCACUCACUGCGCCGCCCAUGGCGCAGCUUCCGGUGCUUCCAUCGUGAUGG
Ilyonectria robusta is the source of this 1386-nucleotide messenger RNA. RefSeq lists its product as uncharacterized. The coding region runs from base 113 to 1090 and encodes 325 amino acids. Gene Ontology annotation, molecular function: magnesium ion binding; ATP phosphoribosyltransferase activity. Gene Ontology annotation, biological process: L-histidine biosynthetic process. The record is from RefSeq and is a predicted model, not a curated record. The transcript is spliced from 4 exons. Gene Ontology annotation, cellular component: cytoplasm. NCBI's taxonomy places the organism in Eukaryota, Fungi, Ascomycota, Sordariomycetes, Hypocreales, Nectriaceae.